Molecule: messenger RNA, 3435 nt
Organism: Stereum hirsutum FP-91666 SS1
Lineage: Eukaryota; Fungi; Basidiomycota; Agaricomycetes; Russulales; Stereaceae
Exons: 5
Coding region: 1-3435 (1144 amino acids)
Molecular function (GO): protein binding
Source: RefSeq, a predicted model, not a curated record
AUGGCCUCGUCUCCCAACAAGGACGCAGACGUAGAUGCGAGACCUUUGCAAGAUAUGCAGGAUGGUCACCCUAACGACACGAGCUCACGCAGCGUUGAGGAGGUGGGAAUUGUUGAAGACUCCGAAGAAAUCGCGAUGUACCGCAGUGCGGUUGCGUCUCUGCCAGACUCACACGAAAACUAUCACAGGUUCUUCGGCGCGUUAGGAGAGGCCCUGUUCCGGCGAUUUUUAUCUCUCGGUCAUUCACAAGACCUGACAGAGGCCUUGUCUUACUAUCAGGUCGCUGCAGAUCUUUCAGCGGAGCGAUCUCUCCUCGACGAUCAGAGGACAUACACGAACCUUCUGGUGGCCCGUUUACAGGUCUCUUUCGAGCAUUACGGCGAACUUGCCGAUCUUGACCAUGCCAUAGACACUCAGCGUGGCCUAGUCGAUAGGAUGCUCAACGACAGCUCCGACAGAGUCGCAUGUCUCCAUGAUCUUACCAACCUGGUCUUGAGACGAUUCAGGGUUACCGGUAACAUAUCCGACCUGGACGAGGCAAUCGUUACUUGCAGACAAGCAGUCAAACAUGACCAGUCAGGUAACCUGCUCCCUCUUCACGCUCUCGGAAAAUCAUUGUUCGAUCGCUUCGAGCUCACAGGCAAUAUAAGCGAUCUUAACGAAGCCAUAUCAGCUAUGCUGAAAGCGAGCGAGCUCGGCACCCAGGCUGGAUACGCGAUCACACCUACUCUGCUGAGCCACCUCAGUAUCUGUCUACAGACAAGAUUCCGAAUCCUCGGAAAUCUUCCAGAUAUCAACAAUGCAAUUCUCGUCAGCACACUCGCUGUCAAGCAUACUCCCAUCUCUCGCUCGUCCGACCUGUCGAAGUGCCUCACCCAUCUCGGGUCCUCAUUGCAGAGACGAUACGAGCGCUUAAGAGAUAUAGCCGAUCUUAACAGAGCCAUCACCGCCAAAUCGCAAGCCCUCGUAUUCACACCAGAUGGGCAUCCCGACAAGCCUGGCAUGCUCCAAAACUAUGGAAAUGCUUUAGUGCUUCGCUUCCAGCGUCUGGAAAAUAUCUCUGACCUGGAGGAGGCCAUCUCUUUCCAGUCACGGUCCAUUUCUCUCGUCUCAGAUCAAGACGAGCGGAGGCCUACCUUGGUGGGUAGCCUGAGCAGCUCGUUGGUGGCGCGCUUCGAGCAUGCAGGUGACAUGUCUGACAUAACCCAGGCCAUUUCGAUGCAAAAGCAGGCCAUGACACACAUCCCAGAUGGUCAUAUAGACAAUGGCCCUAUGCUCAAUAAUCUUGGGAAUAUGUUACUUCGUCGAUUCGAGAGCUCGGGCAGCCUUGAUGAUAUCGAGGAUAGCAUCCACGCUCAUAAACAGGCAGUCGCACUCGCUUCGGAGAACCACGCAGUCCAAGCCACUCGGUUAAUACACCUCGGAAACUCUCUCCUCACCCGUUUCGAUAGCUUUGGUAGCCUCUCAGAUCUCGACGAGUCCAUUUCUGCUGGGCUGCAAGCCGUGACAGUUGCUCCGGAAGAUCAUGCGAAUAAAUUCGCCAUGCUCAAUACCCUUGCCGCCGCAUUCGGCCAUCGCUACGAUCGUCUCGGAAACAUUGGCGAUUUAGACGAGGCUAUAGCUGCUCAAGACCAAGCCUUACGACUCAUCCCCGACGGGCAUGCCUUGAAGCGCGUGAUAUUAUUUAACCUCGCUCAUUCACUAGGCCAUGUCGCUAGGCUCGACGGAGCGAUUCGCCUCUAUUCCAAGAUCGCGUUAUCUCGAACAGGACCUGCAUCGCAGUUGCUCGAUGCCGCAAAGUCUUGGGCCGGGUGUUACUCUCAGCGUUAUGGCGAGUCUUCACUUGACGCUCACAAGGCUAUUCUAGCCUUGAUCCCACGGGUAGUCUGGUUAGGGACAGGUAUAUCGUCCCGUCUCGAAAGCCUCCUAUCAUUAGGCGAUGUGGUCAACAACGCAGCUUCAGUAGCUUUUCAGCUUCAAAGAUACGAUCUUGCGAUCGAGUGGCUCGAACAGGGGAGAUCUAUCGUAUGGGGUCAGAUUCGUCGUCUACGAAGCCCGAUGGACAAUUUGCGCAAUGCACAUCCAGGCCUUGCCGACGAACUCAUGCAGGUCUCAAAGAACCUUGAACAGGCCGCGGACACACAGCCUUCAGAGAUGUUUAUCCCAUUAUCCGGGGAUACAAACAAGGGGGCACUCGAGAGAAAAGCUCAGGCUCAUAGGAGGACGGCUGAGAGAUACGAAACGCUCUUGGAGAACGUCCGUCAGCUCCCAGGCUUUGAGCAAUUUUUACAGACAAAGCGACUGUCUGAGCUCCAGUCUGCUGCCGCGUUCGGCGCCGUGGCCAUGGUCAACGUUCACACAUCACGCUGCGACGCUGUCGUUCUCCGAGACUCGUCUUCAGCCCCUACUCACGUCUUUCUCCCUUCUUUGACGUUCGAGAUUGCGCAACAGCUCCACAAGGACUUUUCAAAGAUUCUCGAGUCAAACGGUGUCCGUUUCCGAGAGUGUCAUGAAGACGCACGGCAUCUGGGGAAGGAGGGCAAGAAGGACAAGGGAAGGAAACCGAACAUGAUUCGCAUCUUGGCCACUUUAUGGACCAGCAUUGUGCAGCCAAUUAUUGAAGCUCUUGAACUCCAGGCAAUACCGGAUAUCAGCUUGCCACACAUCACUUGGUGUGUGACGGGGCCUCUUGCGUUUCUUCCACUUCAUGCAGCGGGACUGUACGACAAGGCAGACGGACCGAGAGUAUUCCGACAUGUCGUAUCAUCGUACACACCCACGCUCACAGCUCUUGUCGAGGCAUCCCAAAGACCAUCCGCACCGUCCGCACGAAUCUUAGCAAUCUCUCAACCUAACACGCCGCACCACAGUCCACUCCAGUCCACUGUCACAGAGAUAGAAGCGCUGAAACAACACGUCGGGGAACGCGACUUCAAGUGGCUCAAUGCAGAGGAAGCCACAGUCGAAGCAGUUUUAGGGGAAAUGUCAAACUGCUCCUGGUGCCACCUGGCGUGCCAUGGUAUCCAACGUUCGGACGACCCUUUGAAGAGUUCAUUCGCUCUUCACGACGGCUACCUCGACCUCGCAACGAUCAUGUCAAAGAGAUUUUCAUCUGCCGAGGUCGCGUUUCUUUCUGCGUGCCAGACAGCGACGGGCGACGAGCGACGACCCGAGGAAGCGAUUCAUCUCGCGGCAGGAAUGCUCAUGGCAGGCUUUCGGACUGUGUUUGGAACGAUGUGGUCAAUAGGAGAUGAGGACGCACCGGUUAUCGCCGAGCAGGUUUAUGCGUAUAUGCUGAAGGCUUCGGAUGGUGGGGAUCGGGUUGGAGGCGAACAAGCGGCGUAUGCCCUUCAUCGUGCCGUAGGUCGUCUUCGUGAAGGGGUGGGAGAGGAACAGUUCAUCAGGUGGGUUCCGUUCAUACAUCUGGGUGUAUGA